AUGGGGAAUGGAAUGAGCAAGGUUGUCACAGGCCUCUACCUGGGGAACAUCCAUGACUCGGAGGACCGGGACAGCCUGCACAGGAAUGGGGUCACACAUCUGAUUACUGCAACUGUCUUUGUGUCUUUGCAGGACAUGACCUACCUCUGUAUCUCAGCCUCGGAUUCAUCCAGUCAAAACCUGCUGCAGCAUUUUAAGGAGUGCAUCAAGUUCAUCCACGAAUGCCGGCUCGGUGGGGGAGGCUGCCUGGUCCAUUGCCUGGCUGGGGUGUCCCGCAGCACCACCAUCCUGGUGGCAUACCUCAUGACAGUGACUGAGCUGGGCUGGGAGAGCUGCCUGGCUGCCACCAGGGCCUCCAGGUCCUACGCCAGCCCCAACUGUGGCUUCCAGCAGCAGCUGCAGGAGUACGAGGCGACCCUGCUGCAGGAGUACCGCUCCUGGAUCCGCCGGGACUACGGCAGGAACCCCUUCAAGGACCAGGAGGAGCUGCAGUGCUUGCUGGCCCAGCAGAAGGAGCAGCAGCUGGGGAGCAGGGAUGGCUCCUGGCUCUGCUCCCCAGCUCCCACCUCCCCGCUCCCCCACCGUGCAGGUGGCCAGGGCAGAAGCAGAUGGAUGAACAGAUAA
Messenger RNA from Chaetura pelagica (chimney swift), 624 nucleotides. Its product is annotated as dual specificity protein phosphatase 22-A-like. Gene Ontology annotation, molecular function: protein tyrosine/serine/threonine phosphatase activity. The transcript is spliced from 7 exons. NCBI's taxonomy places the organism in Eukaryota, Metazoa, Chordata, Aves, Apodiformes, Apodidae. Gene Ontology annotation, cellular component: cytosol. The record is from RefSeq and is a predicted model, not a curated record. Gene Ontology annotation, biological process: transforming growth factor beta receptor signaling pathway; regulation of cell population proliferation; positive regulation of JNK cascade. Bases 1 to 624 code for a protein of 207 amino acids.